AGUUUAAUUCUCCCAAAAAUAUAAUAAAAAAUAAAAACCUUUUGCUUUCGGUGUAUAAAAAAAAGCCUCACACUCUUGAAAGAUCACGUUUUGUACUUUAGGAGGUCUCACCUCAGCUACUACUCUUUCACUCUCAAACUCAAAUAAGUGGAAAAAAAAUGUUGAAAACCUUCCCCAUCAAAUCACCACCGUUCACGGUGGUUCUUUCUGUCUCUCUCGUCCUUCUCUCAUUCCUUCUCACGGCGGUUCCAGUUUCCAGCUACCGUCCGUGGCCGCAAAACCCCGAAAAAAACACAACAGACUACGCCUUCGGAACCUCCAAGAAAUACGAAGGCUCAUCGGAGUUUGUUAAACUACGCUACCACAUGGGCCCUGUCUUAACCAACAUCAUAACCGUCCAUACAAUCUGGUACGGCACAUGGAAACGCAACCAGAAAAAAAUAAUCCGCGAGUUCAUAAACUCAAUCUCCGCCAAAAACUCACCUCACCCCUCGGUUUCCGGUUGGUGGAAAACCGUUAUGCUUUACACGGACCAAACCGGGUCCAACAUCUCAAACACGGUUCAGUUAGGCCAAGAAAAAAACGACCGGUUUUACUCCCACGGGAAAUCCUUAACAAGAUUAUCUAUACAAUCAGUAAUCAAAAGCGCUAUCACCGCCAAAACAAAACCGUUACCGAUAAACUCACGAAGCGGUCUUUAUCUACUUCUCACCGCAGAUGACGUGUACGUUCAGGAUUUCUGCACGUCAGCAUGUGGUUUUCAUUAUUUCACUUUCCCUUCACUUGUUGGUUAUACUUUACCUUACGCUUGGGUUGGGAAUAGUGAGAGAUUCUGUGCGGGACAGUGUGCUUAUCCCUUCGCUGUUCCGCAGUUUAUACCUAACGUGAAACCGUUUAAAUCACCGAACGGCGACGUUGGAGUUGACGGAAUGAUAAGUGUUAUUGGACAUGAGAUUGCUGAGCUGGCAAGUAAUCCGUUAGCAAAUGCUUGGUAUGCUGGUGGGGAUCCGAGUUUUCCGGUGGAAAUAGCGGAUUUGUGUGAGGGUAUUUAUGGAACUGGAGGUGGUGGAUCUUAUACAGGGCAGGUUUUGGACGGUCAUGAUGGUGCCACGUAUAAUAUGAAUGGGAUUAGGAGAAAGUUUUUGGUUCAGUGGCUUUGGAGUCAUGUUUUGAAUUAUUGUACUGGUCCUAAUGCUCUUGAUCACUGAUUUUCUUCAUCAGUGUAUGUAGAAGAAUGAGAUAUUUUCAUUUUUAUUGUUAUUCUUGUGUUUUGUGUUUUGGGCUUGUUCGGUGGGUUUGUGAUUUUGUGGUGGUAAUGCUGGGGUUUUUUUGGUAAUUCUGUUACGGUGGUUAAGUUUGCUCAUGAUGCAAAUAAUGUAAUUUUGGUUGAAUAUGAUAUAUGAUAUAAUUAUAAAGCUCA
Molecule: messenger RNA, 1420 nt
Organism: Lathyrus oleraceus (garden pea)
Lineage: Eukaryota; Viridiplantae; Streptophyta; Magnoliopsida; Fabales; Fabaceae
Product: protein EXORDIUM-like 3
Exons: 1
Coding region: 159-1208 (349 amino acids)
Source: RefSeq, a predicted model, not a curated record